This is a messenger RNA of Aspergillus luchuensis, 1419 nucleotides long. RefSeq lists its product as uncharacterized. The transcript has 2 exons. NCBI's taxonomy places the organism in Eukaryota, Fungi, Ascomycota, Eurotiomycetes, Eurotiales, Aspergillaceae. The record is from RefSeq and is a predicted model, not a curated record. Bases 1 to 1419 code for a protein of 472 amino acids.
AUGUCGACCGCGGUUGCGCCUGCCCAGGCUGCUCCGCUCACGUCUCCGCGUAUGACCCGCGAUAUCAGUCCGAAAAAUUGCCCAACACUGGCGCCUGCAUCUUCAGGUAACCAGACGAGUACCACGCCGCCGCGCCCAUCCGGUGUCUCUCGGGAUGUGUCGUCGGCCAAAAGCUCGCCUGCAGGAAAGAAACCGACCUCGCCUUCAUCACAGGCCGGAUCCACUGCGAGUCGAGUUAUCGUGAAAAAGGAACCUCCGUCCUCCCCGGCAAUGCAGUCUCAUACUAGACCUCGCCCUCGCAGAUUAGACCUUUCCAGUAGCCUUCCGACCUCGGGGGGCUUGUCCGCGCGGCCUCCUGGCGGCCCUAUGACUGCGAGAGAGGGUGUCAACAUGCAAGAGGUCGGGAUCGCUUGCCUGUCCCCGGGAUUUCAAACACAUGACCCUGUGAUGAGGGAGCAGCUGCAGCGGAGCUUAUCGGUUCGGGAUCAGCAGCGCUCAAUAAUCGAAUCGCGUUUACAGAAGUCCGCCAAGGAUGACGGACCCGAUGGAAUCAAGCCAUCUGAAUCAUUCGGCCUCCCCCGGGUCGGUGCCUCGAAGAGAAGACCCCCGCCUGGCCUAUCCAUCGUGCCUCCUUCCGCAGCCCAAUUUGCCAGUGAACGUGUCAUCCAAUCUGCGCCAUUGAAUCAGACCUUCACGGGCCGUAACGAAGCGCAGCCCUUAACCCGUCAUGUUGUUAACCAAAGCCCGACUUUGGGGUCCACAUCUCACAUCCAUCACCUCCCUGCUACGCAAACAACCAACCGCUUGCCCCCGCUCUCUGACGUCUUUGGAAAUGAGGCGUUGGGCCGCGAUCGCGAGGCAAACCGGGGGCUAUAUUACCCCAGCGCGACAGCUGCAAACCCGCCUCAAUCGAACAAUCUUCCCCCAAUUCCCUCUCCUCGCAUCUCCCGGGAUGCCGCUCAACCACCCAAGCGUCCCAGGGAGUACCGUUCCGCCGAGGAAGCUGUCCAGGAACUGUCAGGUGGGCGCGAGGAGCUUCUGCCGCGCAUUGUACAUUACGGCGGCCACCAACCCCCGACUCCACCAUCUCCCCGGGUGGCUAACGGACCACCAAAGUCUGGAGUGCCUCAUUCGGAUGCUACGCCCAUGGCGAACGCGCACCCCCCGCAGCCGUCAUUGUACCCGUCCGAGGGCACUGCUCGGCGCCGCUCGAGAAACGAGUACGAACAUGAGCACGGCAGCCCGCCCUUGGGCCACGGCCCUGACCCACAUUAUCGCCCUAACCCAGCCUUGGCCUCUGAUGCAAGUGCCACCUAUGGCCCAUUUGGGGCUGGGAGAGACUCGCCCGAGACCCAGCGCAGAAAGAAGGAAGAAUUCCUUAGUCUCUGCGCACGUGCCUGGGACCUAUUCCAUUCUUAA